AACUUGAGUUUAUCGCCAGUUCACGGUCGUUCGUCCACACUUACCGUUUCCACGGGACCAUGCGUUCGAUUCUACUUCUCGCGUUCUUAGCAAACACUAAGAUGAGCAAUGCAGAAGAGAUCUGGCAGCAAGAUCUGUCUAAAGACAUGCAGAUAGGUGCAUCCACCGAUGGCUACGAUCGCGUGGGGUUGCGAUGCGGCGCUGAAAGAAUGACCGUCGAGCUCAAAACUACAAAGGACUUCUCAGGGGUGAUCUACACGCAGGGUAACUUUUAUUCCCGAGAACCGUCCUGUUUCCUCGACCCAGUUCGCGGUAGAAGCUUCACCAUGAGCAUCCCUUUGAACAAAUGCGACACUGAAAGGAAUGGUGACAAAUACAGCAACAUCGUGGUGAUUCAGCACGACGACGAGUUGUUAACACCAGGUGACGCCGCUUUUACGUUAGAGUGUGACUUCUCGAGACCGCGUGAUCUUACGGUAUCGGCGGAUCUUAAUGGAAAUAAGAAGAGAUCGACUAGAUCGAGUAUAGCUCUCAUCGACGCCGAUCCAGGAAGUGACAGAAGAAAGAGGUCAGCGUACGUGGAAAGCUACGGGGACGAAGUUGUUUUCGUGCCGAAGCAAACAUAUCGUAAGGCAAACGACGAACUGUGAGAUACCAGUAUGUGCUAGCUUAAUAA
This is a messenger RNA of Trachymyrmex cornetzi, 676 nucleotides long. RefSeq lists its product as uncharacterized. Lineage: Eukaryota; Metazoa; Arthropoda; Insecta; Hymenoptera; Formicidae. The coding region runs from base 60 to 650 and encodes 196 amino acids. The transcript has 4 exons. The record is from RefSeq and is a predicted model, not a curated record.